Acanthisitta chloris (rifleman) is the source of this 1132-nucleotide messenger RNA. RefSeq names its product solute carrier family 25 (S-adenosylmethionine carrier), member 26 (gene SLC25A26). Gene Ontology annotation, cellular component: mitochondrial inner membrane. Gene Ontology annotation, molecular function: S-adenosyl-L-methionine transmembrane transporter activity. The record is from RefSeq and is a predicted model, not a curated record. Bases 242 to 772 code for a protein of 176 amino acids. The transcript has 9 exons. NCBI's taxonomy places the organism in Eukaryota, Metazoa, Chordata, Aves, Passeriformes, Acanthisittidae.
GGCUGGUGGAGUUGCUGGUGUCUGUGUGGACUUGAUCCUUUUUCCCCUGGAUACUGUAAAAACAAGACUGCAGAGUCCUCAAGGAUUCAGGAAGGCUGGUGGCUUCCGUGGCAUCUAUGCUGGUGUUCCUUCCACUGCUAUAGGAUCCUUUCCAAAUGCUGCUGCUUUUUUUAUCACCUAUGAGAAUGUGAAAUCUGUGCUGCACCAUGAAUCUUCAUCUUACUUGUCUCCAGCAACACACAUGGUGGCUGCCUCCCUCGGAGAAGUGGUUGCAUGUCUCAUACGGGUUCCAUCUGAGGUCGUCAAGCAAAGGGCUCAGGUUUCUCCUUCCUCCAGCACCCUCCAGAUCCUCUCCCACACCUUGUACCACGAGGGUGUUCAAGGACUUUAUCGUGGCUAUAAAAGCACAGUAUUAAGAGAGAUUCCUUUCUCUCUGGUACAGUUUCCCCUCUGGGAGUCCUUAAAGGAUCUCUGGUCAUGGAAGCAGGGUCACGUGGUGGAUUCUUGGCAGUCAGCAGUCUGUGGAGCUUUUGCAGGUGGGUUUGCAGCUGCAGUCACCACACCCCUCGACGUAGCGAAGACGAGAAUUAUGUUGGCCAAGGCUGGUUCCAGCAAUGCCAGAGGGAAUGUUCUGGCUGCCCUUGGUGACAUCUGGAGGACACAAGGCCUGUCGGGCCUGUUUGCAGGUGUUGUCCCACGGAUGGCAGGCAUCAGUCUGGGAGGCUUCAUCUUCCUGGGGACAUAUGAGAAGACUCGCCAGCUGCUGCUCUGAGCCAGCCCAGCCAGUCCUGUCGAGAUGCUGGAGAAACUGCCGAGUUGGAGGAGUUGUCAUCUCGCCUUCCUCCCCCUGGCUGUGCUGCAGCAGCUGUCCCACAGGCUGAGAGCCACUCUCACUGCUAAAGAAAAGUAAAUCCUCUAAUAAUCCAAUUUCCCAAACAUGAAAUUUUCCUGCAUGGAAAGCGAGUGAGGUCAUUGUGAGAGUUGUGCCAAAAAAGUAAUGUUUGGGGGGGGUAAACAGCUAAUUACGGUGGCUGCGAAAGGCGUUAUUAGAACUCCUGCAGGGGGAAGGUGUUUUGGAAACCUCCAGCUCAGGGGCUGAGCAAGGAGGCUGAAAUAAAGCAAGUUUUCAUCA